CAGCUCAAAAAUAGAUGUCAAAUCGCAAUAUUUUGACGAUGGUCAAAAAAUGUCUUUUUGACUUGAUUUGCCGAUAAAAUUAUUAGAAAUUAAUUAUUUUUCAGAACAUGGGGGGUUCACAGAGUACUCGGAAAAUAAGUGUUGAUAAUGAAAAUGCCAUACAAGUGUCUCAAGAAGCAUUGGAUCGGAUACAGGCUCAGCUAAACGCCCAACAAGCAGAACAACCGCAACAGCCUACGCCACAGUAUACACCUCCGCCUUUCUAUGAGUCCCAAAAACGGCAGCAAGAAAACUCGGCAGAGGAAGCCUACUGGGCCCGGCGUAUUGAGAACUUAAAGCGGGCACAUGAGAAGAUCAAUGCCGGGAUGCUUAUAGAAUAUCAAAAGACAUUAAAAGAAGCCAACGAAUUGUUUGAUGUGGCCCAAAAAGAUAAAGUCGCUAGCAAGCUUCCACCAUGUCAGGAUGAGAAGGCAAAGGUCCUCGAAUGCUACAGCUCAAAUCCGGACAAGUCCUUAGUGUGUUCUGUGCUAGUAAGUGAGUUCAAUGACUGUGUUUGCAAGAGCCGUAUCGCAGCAGUGUCCGCGACGUCCUGAGUGUGUACAAUGUAAAUACCUAACGGAUGAUGUCAGCUUGGAAUCGGGAACCGCUACAAACUUCUGGAUAGUAGUUUUAAUAUUAUUGCUGUAUGAAUAAACUGUUAAUUUGAUA
Amyelois transitella is the source of this 708-nucleotide messenger RNA. RefSeq lists its product as uncharacterized. The record is from RefSeq and is a predicted model, not a curated record. Gene Ontology annotation, biological process: inner mitochondrial membrane organization. Lineage: Eukaryota; Metazoa; Arthropoda; Insecta; Lepidoptera; Pyralidae. Bases 108 to 593 code for a protein of 161 amino acids. The transcript has 3 exons. Gene Ontology annotation, cellular component: MICOS complex.